This is a messenger RNA of Ustilaginoidea virens, 489 nucleotides long. RefSeq lists its product as uncharacterized. The transcript has 3 exons. The coding region runs from base 1 to 489 and encodes 162 amino acids. NCBI's taxonomy places the organism in Eukaryota, Fungi, Ascomycota, Sordariomycetes, Hypocreales, Clavicipitaceae. The record is from RefSeq and is a predicted model, not a curated record.
AUGUCGACCAAAAACCCAGACGCCAUGGAAAAGAACAGCAAGACAGCGCACCAGGCCGCUGAACGCGACCCCCGCGGCAAGGAAUGGCAGUUCGGCCUGUUUAGCUGCUUCGGCGACAUCGGGGCCACUCUGCUGUCCUGCUUCCUGCCGUGCGUGUUGCACGGCCGCACAAUUGACCGCAUGCGCGACCCGUCACUCAUGUCGCACAACCCGUGCAACGGUGAGUGCAUGAUCUGGGGCUUCAUCGAAUGCAUGACCUGCUGUGGAUGCGUGUACAACAUCGUCAAGCGCGCCGAGAUCCGGGAGCGGUACGGAAUCGAAUCAUCCGGCAUCUCCGACUUCUGCGUCUCGUGCUGCUGCCUUGCCUGCGCGAUGGUCCAGCAGGACCGCGAGGUGGCCCUCCGGGCGCCGCACUACGGUCCCGUCACCAAGCCGUACCAGGGCGGCAAGGAGGCCAUGCACAUGCCCGGGGCUGCUGCGCCUCGGUAG